ACGUACCUACCUAAAAGUUUUUGAAUUGCAAUUUUAUCAACUGGAAAAGACUGUAGCAUAAUGAGUUUGAAAUUAUGACAGCACAAUAUUUAUUGUUUCAAUUUACAUGUAAAUAAAAUAAUAAUAAUCCUAAACACUUGUAAAAGUUAGGUUAAGAUUUUUGACUUGAGAAAACAGAACUGUCAAAUUUAAAACCAAACUGCUAUUGGCGAGGAACCGCAAAGUGGGCGACGCCUGGUGGCAAAUUUCAAAAGCAUCAACUCUAGGAAAACAUUGAGUUUGCCAUUAAUUUGUGUACAAAUUUGUUGCUGUUUUAUAUUGUAAUUAACAAUGACUUCGACUUCAAAAAGUUAUUGUAGUGUUCCUCAAUGUUCAUCCUAUUGGAAUUCACAAAUUUCCUUACAUAGGUUUCCGUUGGACGAGAAUAUGAGAAAACUUUGGCAAGGUGUUUUGCGAAUCGACAAACCUAUAACCAAGGGCAUGACAGUGUGUAGUUUACAUUUUACUGAAAACGAUUACUUUCCAAUAACACCUCAAACUAAAUUGAAAAGACUGAAGAAAAAUGCUGUUCCAUCCGCUAAAUUGCCCCAAAGGUCUCAUGAAGUUAUUUGUAGAAAACGUAAGGCUCCAAGGGAAAGAAUUGAUACAGAAUCAAACAGUCCUAUCAUAUUAAAUCAAGAUCCUGUGCCUGCCAAGAUAAGUGCUGCAAGUCACUAUGAUCCCGAGCCUGGCUGUAGUACUAGUCACUAUGAUCCCGAGCCUGGCUGUAGUACUAGUCACUAUGAUCCCGAGCCUGGCUGUAGUACUAGUCAAUAUGAUCCUGAGUCUGGCUGUAGUGUUACAACUCCACAAAACAUAUUUAAAUCUUACGACAAAUCUACACAAACAGCAAGCUGCAAGGAGAAAUCGAAAUAUGAUUUGCUACCCUUUAUCAAUACAGAUAAAAAAAUGGUUGCUUUCACAGGUGUCAAUAUAGACACUUUUGAAUUAAUUUGUAUGUGUGUCUUAAACACUGUAAGUGACAAUGGUAUUGUUGUAAAGAAUUUGCAAGUGGAAGUUUUGCUAGUUUUAAUGAAAUUAAAAUUAAAUUUAUCAUUUAUAUGUAUAAGUACUCUCUUAGACAUACAACUUAAUAAUUGUAGAAAAAUCUUUUACAGAAUGGCACAAGUUCUCUCUUCUGCUUUAGAAUGUGCCAUAUAUUGGGCUACAAAAGAAGAAAUAGUAGAAAAUUUGCCAAUUUGCUUUAAUAAAUUUAAAAAUACACGAGUUAUCCUUGAUUGCACUGAAAUACCAGUGCAAAAAAGCAAAUCAUUGCAAUAUCGCAUUAAGACAUAUUCACACUAUAAAAAGACACAUACGAUAAAAACCCUAAUAGGUAUAACUCCAUCGGGGUUAAUAUCCUAUUUGAGUCCUUGUUACGGAGGUAGGGCAUCCGAUAAACGUAUAUUUUUAAAUGAAAAAGUUUUAUUAAAAUUAGACCCUAAUGAUGCAGUUAUGGUGGACAAGGGAUUUUUGAUCGAAAAGGAGUGUCAAGAACAUUUGGUCAAAUUAAUAAGACCUCCCUUCUUAAAAAAAAAACAGCAACUGUCUAAACAAGAAUCAGUUCAGACAGCUGAAAUUGCAAGGGCUAGGGUACAUGUUGAACGUGCAAUUCAGAGGAUAAAGGUAUUUAAAAUUAUGAAAGAACAAAUUGGUACUUACCUUUUGCCAUAUUGUGAUGACAUUUUAAAAAUAAUUUGUGCCAUUAUAAACAUCUCUAGCUCUAUUUUAAGUAAAAAUAAAUUUUAAUGUCUUUAAUGUAAUUGACUGUAAUGUAAUUCUUUUUUCUAUGACCGUUCAAUAAUAUCCUCAUUAUUCACUAUUUUUGAAUAGAUAGUAACACCCAUUACUUUACCCAUGAGUAAUAGUUCAUUACUCACCGGCUCAAGUUAGGUUCAAGUGGUGAAUGUCACGUUUAAUAUUAGUCUUAUAUAAACUGCAAAUAAAAUUAUUUAACUUGUUUAUUUAUAACAAUGAUUAUUGUAAUUUAUAUCAAUAAUUAACUUCGAAAAACGUUUAAAUAAUUGUUAAUUAUAACACUGGGUCGGUAUAUUUUUUACUUUUAUACCUUGUUUACUAUUAUGAAUUUUGAUGUUUAUCAUUUUCAAUGAUAGUGUAAAGGGAUUUAAAUAAGCAUCCAUAAAAUAAGGGUAUUUAAUCCACUAGUAAAUAAUAGAUCAGUUUAAUUUUUAAAGUCUCAAAUAACAAUAUUACAAUAACAAUCUUAGUCAAUGUUUUGAUUAUACUUAACAGGGGCAUUUAAUAUCUAUGUAACUAGGCUGCAUACCGAAAAACCGCAAAGUAGACAGAAAGUUGUUGUUAACAAUUCACGGUUGUAUUAAGUAAAUAAGGAAUCAUAACAAACAAAUAGACAUUAGUUAUACUUACGAAAAGCAGGAGAGAGAAUAUUGUAAGAGACUUUGGUAUUGUUCAGGUGACGCAACUAACAUCAGAUACCAGCUCAGUACUAGUUACUGUUGUUACUUAGUGAAUAAAUAAAUACAUAAACGAGACAUUAGCGUAUUUGCUGUGUUUAUUGGAAUUUAAAACUGAUAUUGUGUCUAUUGUAUAAAGUUACAUAUUAUAUUAUUAUGUUAUAAAUAGUUAAAUAUAAAUGUACAUUAUAACUUUAUAAAAUAUGUCCACCAAUAAUAGCCAUUUCCUAUGUAUUACAAUGACAGUAGGUACAAAUUUGUACCUAUAAUUUUUAGGAAAUGAAUAUAACUUGAAUUGACUAUUUCUUAUAUUGUUUACAAUACAUAAUUAAGACAGCAUUUUUGUUAACAGUAAGCAACCAAUUAUCUGUAUUGGUAAAUAAAGUUUGUGUAAAUUAUAAUUUUAAUCUCGAUAGUUGAUAAUUAUAUUUUAGUAAAUAAAAUAAAAAAAGGUCGUGGAAAAAGUAUAGUAUUCUACUUGCAUGUAAUGGCUAUUUCUCACUCUGAUUAAUUAAGACACUUGCCUACUGCUCGUGUUGCAAACUUCAUUAGUGUGAGUAAUAGCCAUCAUUACAUGCUCGUUGAAUAAUAUAAGUUAAUAAUUUUAAUGUACCUACUAUAAUAAAUACUGUACCUACGUAUUAAAAUAGUGUAUAGUUUUACAUUUAAUUUACAUGUUAUUUUAAAAGAAUUGAAUGGGUAUGAUGUAAGCCUAGUAUGUUGUAAGCACCACAAUGUUUUUGAGAAGUCGAAGAAAAAGUUUUAAAAUUGUGAUAAUGGUGAGUAAUACAAUUUGUAAUUUGUAUUUACAAACUGUAUGAAACCUUUAAAAUGUAUAAGUUUAGCAUUGUUAUAAUUUUAAAACUUUUUUUUCUGUUUCUUUAAAACAAGUGAUAUGGUGCUUACAUUAUUCGGCGGAUCCAUUCAAAUUUUCAAAUGUAUACCAUGUUUGAAAUAAAUAAUUUUUGACACA
Diabrotica virgifera virgifera (western corn rootworm) is the source of this 3447-nucleotide messenger RNA. RefSeq lists its product as uncharacterized. The transcript has 3 exons. Lineage: Eukaryota; Metazoa; Arthropoda; Insecta; Coleoptera; Chrysomelidae. The record is from RefSeq and is a predicted model, not a curated record. Bases 331 to 1788 code for a protein of 485 amino acids.